Oryza brachyantha (malo sina) is the source of this 3237-nucleotide messenger RNA. RefSeq lists its product as uncharacterized. Lineage: Eukaryota; Viridiplantae; Streptophyta; Magnoliopsida; Poales; Poaceae. Bases 234 to 3068 code for a protein of 944 amino acids. The transcript is spliced from 6 exons. The record is from RefSeq and is a predicted model, not a curated record.
CUCGCCGCCGCCGCAGCCGCUGCUCCUGCUGCGGAGAAUACCACUCGUGGUCGUGGUGGUGGUGGCCUGCUCCCCCCGAGCUGCGGCGCUCCACGUCGGUAGAGCAGGCUGCUGUAUCGGUGAUUUUUUUUUUCCUGCGGGGAUGGAACGGAUCGGAUGCUGAGGAAAGGGGAGAAGAGUUUUUGAUUUGAAGUAGAGAUUUUUUGGGAUUUGAGGGGAGUAGACGUGGAGCGAUGGGGACGGAGAAGGGUGGAGCAAAGGUUGGCGGCGGCGGCGGAGGAGGUGGUGGUGGCGGGGGUGGGCUGUUCAACCUGUUUGACUGGAAGCGCAAGUCCCGGAAGAAGCUGUUCUCCAACUCGCCCGAGGGUGCUAAGCUUGUCAAGAGAGGCGAAGAAACCCUUCCGUCUGGGCGCCUCCACUUGAUUGACGACGACGAGGGGAUUGGUGUGUCAAGCUUCAAAGGGAGCAGCGACUACAGCUGCGCUUCCUCGGUGACUGAUGAGGAAGGGCGUGAGAUGAAGGCGCCAGGGGUAGUGGCCAGGCUCAUGGGCUUGGAUGCCAUGCCCUCUACGGGUGUCCCGGAGCCGUACUGUACCCCAUUCCGUGACACACGGUCGUUCAGGGACAGCCAGAGCCUAAAGAGGAGCCCAGAGUACUCCGGGAGUGACCAAUUCAGCUAUGUGCCGCGAAGAGUUGACGGCUACAUGAGGAAGCCAUUGGAUCUGAGAGCUCAGAAGAUGCCAAGCAGCCCAAUUGAGAGGUUCCAGUUAGAAGCACUGCCGCCGAGGUCGGCCAAACCCUUACCAAUGUCCCAUCACAGAUUGUUAUCUCCUAUCAAGAAUCCAGGAUUCAGUUCAGCAAGAAAUGCGGCCCAAAUCAUGGAGGCAGCAGCCAAGAUUCUUGAGCCGAGGCCACAGGUCAGUUCUAGGGAGAAAAUCUGUUCAUACAGUCCUGCGCGGAUUCCUUUGAGGGUUUCUGAUACACGGGAGAAUAUCCCAGCUUCUCAGAGAGCAGUUUCUCGGCAGCUGCAGUCAUCACGGACCACUAUUGAGCUGCCUGAUGUGAGAUUUUCAAGGGGGCAGCAAAUGAACCGGAGCUGGAACUCCAGUGAAGAGGAUAUUGUUAUAUUUAGAACUUCAUCUGAUUCUUAUGAGAUUAAUAACCCUGGUGUUUCAAAGAACAACAAGGGGAAGUCUAUUUCGUUGGCACUGCAGGCAAAGGUCAAUGUGCAAAAAAGGGAAGGAUUGAGUUCUUCUGGAAAAAAUUCAGGACAGAAAGAACGUGAUGAGUUCAGAACAAGCCAACCUUUUAGGAGCCAGUCUAAUGGCCAGAAGAACAAGCAACAGAAGAAGCCAUCAUCAUCAGGUACUUCCUCCCCUGUCCUUAGGCAAAACAACCAGAAACAAAAUUCUAUGGUUACCAGAGGAAAGUCGGCACCAAACAAAUCAGUGUCAAGCCAGCAAGGUAGAAAGAUGGCUGGAGAUUGCUCAACUGGGAAGCUGAAGAACGGAAACAAAAUAUCUAAAGGUGGCAGCAGAAAGGACAUCAUAGAAAGCAUAAGUGGUGACAAGGAAGGUUCAUCGUCAAACAACAAGGACUUUCCACAAAAGAAACGCUUGAUAGAGAGGAACUCCACCAAUGAGAAGGGUACGUUCGUGCCUGAAAAAUCAGCAGCUAGGAUUCAGAAGCAAGUUCAACCUAAUGUUGUCAUGGAUGAGCACAUUAAGUGGAACAAUGAUAGUAAAGAUUCUACAGAUGUAGUGUCAUUUACCUUUACCUCACCAUUGGUUAAACCAUCAGCUGGACCGUCCAGACUAUCAGGGAAGUGGGAUACAAGAGGUAAUUUUAGCUUGGAUGCCAUAAAUGAGGAUGAUUCAGACAAAAAGUCUGAAGGACUCUCAUCAGGAGGCUUGAACUUUGUAAACGGUGAUGCAUUGAGCCUUCUCCUAGAAAAGAAAUUGAAGGAGCUAGCAUCAAAGAUUGAGCCAUCCAUCAACUUUACUAGGGGUGACACAUUUGUGCCUGCUACCUUUUCCUUAGAAGAGCCUGUGGUCUCCUCUUCCAGCAAUUGGGAUAUGGAAAGUGGAGUAUUUGACUGCAGCCCUUCUGAAGUAAAAUCUUCUCAAUAUGUUGAUUAUUGCCAAUCAGCGCAGUCAUCAACCAAAGCCCAAAUUUUCCGUGGAAGCCAAUUACAGGUAGAGGAACCCGAAGAAUGCAGCAGUAUAAGCAACACAAGGAAAGAACAGGAGAAUGAAGAUCUAAGUCCCCUCUCUGUCCUUGAACCAACCUUUCUAAGCGAGAGUUGCUGGUCUUCGGAUUGCUGCUCAGGCAGCAGCAAUGUCUUUACAGGGAGCAAAGGAUAUUCGUCAUCGUCUGAAGUUAAAAACCUCCCAAGGAAUUUCUUGAUCAAUCCACCAUUAGUGGAUACUGAGACCAAGACAACGGAUUCAGUGUCUUCUUCAUCGAUUGAUGCUUCGGACACCUCGGCCUCAAUUGAUGCCUCGGACAUCUCAGAUAUCACCCAAUGUUCAAAGAAAUCAAGAAACUCUGAGCUGGAGUACAUUGGGGAUGUUCUAGGCAAUGUCAACCUGACAAAAGGUGGACUGGGGUCACUAUUUAUCAGUCAAGAUGAUGUAUCGGUUUUGGACCCCCUCGUCUUCGACAAAUUGGAAAGCAUGAACUUAUAUACACAAGGGAAAAAUAAUUUGGACCGUAUAGGGCACAGAAGGCUCCUGUUCGACUGCGUAAGUGAAUGCCUGAAGAUGAGACGGCUCACCUACUUCCGGGCAGGAUAUGCAGCAUGGAGCAAAGGAUUGGCCGUGAUGAGCAGGGACAUAGAAACUGAAGUCUGCAAUGAGAUCAGUGGUUGGAAGGGCAUGGGCGAUUGGGUGGAAGAUGAACUAGUCGACAAGGACAUGAGCAGCGGGCUGGGCACAUGGGUCGAUUUCCGGGUAGAGGAGUUUGAGACAGGCGAAGAGGUGGAGAGGGAAAUACUGAGCUCACUGCUCGACGAAGUGAUCACCGACGUCUUUGUGAGACGAAGGCAGGAGUGUAAAUUUGUAAUUUGACCCCGAGCGUUGUUGUUUUUGUUGUGUAAUUUUGUUUCGUUAAGUUAUAUCCAUCCCUAUUUGAUUUGUCCACCAGACUUUGUCCAAAUCAGUUAUAUAUAUGUUGAUUUGAGACUGGAUAGUAAUCAAUCAAUUCUAAUACCGAAUCUGCUACACUUGGUUGAGAUGA